This is a messenger RNA of Durusdinium trenchii, 2462 nucleotides long. The record is from the annotation of a GenBank genome assembly. Lineage: Eukaryota; Dinophyceae; Suessiales; Symbiodiniaceae.
CUUGUACCUUUGCAGAUGCUUAGUUCCAACCAAGUUUGAGUCUCGCCAUGGGUUGUUGCGGUGGCGAUGAUGACGACGAGGACGUCAAUGACAACCCCGGACCUGAUAUUAGCAGAAGGUGCACAGACCUGUGCUGCUUGCCAGUGCUAUUAAUCUUCACCCUGUGGCCAUUGUCCGUCAUCCUUUUGCUCAAGGACGUGGAUGGAGCUCUUGCCCUCACUCAUGGGCAUGACCACUACGGCCAGUUCUGUGGCCGAGAGAAGUUGAGAGACAAAGGGUAUGUGUUCUAUCCGGACCUGUCAACUGAUUUGAAGCAGGACCCUUCGCUCAUGAACCGCUAUGGAGUUUGUGUCGAGAAGUGCCCUGACCAGUUUGGCAAAGCAGAAGACUAUCCCGGAGAAGGUGGGAUGCCGAUGAGAUACCCGGAGAAUCCCACAUGGCUCGCAGAUUUGCCGACCUUUGAAUUAGCUGGGCGGUGCAUUCCGUAUGACCCACCGCCCAACUACACAACGGCUGUGGAGUUUUGUGGCGACCCCCAGUGCAAAGUGAUCGACAAGCAAUCUAUGCCCAGUAGUCCACGUGAAGUAUGUGGCUUGCACAGGGACGGCACCUGGAACUUUUGGCUUCUGGAAAAGGCCGAUGAUGCUCUUGUGGAUGGAUGGCGGCGGGAAGGCGUUGAACCGAAGGUCAUCGACGCUCGCGUAGAGAUGGCGGGAAGCGGCAAGGACGAUUGCAAAGUCAAAGUCCUCCGCGAGACGCGCGUCAGAACAGAAUCAGCUGACACUCAUGUCAUCAUCAGCCUCCUUACCAAAUACACUGGAUACCUCUUCCGAGUGUCCACGCAGAUCUAUGACAACAGGGCGAUUGUGAUUGGCUUGGGUGUUGGUGGCUCCAUGGUACUAUCAUUCAUCAUCGUCAUGGGCUUUGCCUUCUGUGUGCAAUGCAUCCUGAAUGUCUUGAUGACGUGCCUGUUUCUAGUUCUAAUCUGUAUGGACUACGUGCUCUUUUUCCAGGCUGGUCUGAUUACUGGAAGGAAGGGCCGCAUGAUUCUGGACGCCUUCGGCAAAGCGGUGAACGUGGAAGUGCCGGACCAGAUGGAAGCGUUGUUGCAAGAGCAGGCCAACACGGAGGAGUGGCAAACCAUCUACAAAUGGUUGGCCAUUGGUCUUGCCGUUGGCAUCGUCCUUUUGGCGUGUGCUGCCAUGGCCACCCGAAAGAAUUUCCGGAUAUUGGUGGCACUACUCAAAGAAGCAUCAACCACCAUGCGUGAGAUGCCGUCACUACUCCUUACGCCUUUCAUCCUGUCCUGCAGUAUGGUUGCUGUGUCAUUGAUGCUGCUUUGGGUGGCCCUUACGAUCUCAACAACUCGAGCUGUUGACAUUCCCAACAUCAUAGAGGUUUGGCAGGCCCAUCUCCAUCCCAUGCUGGAAUCGCUGGGGCUACGCCAAGACUCACUGCGGCAAAUACAGCAGAUAGCUCUGGUCUUCAACCUGUUUGUGUUCCUCUUCAGCUACUAUCUCCACGUUGCAGUUUGCAUCUCUGUGACCGCCAUGUGCGUGUCCCAUUGGUACUUCUACAGGGAUGAUGCUGAGAGGAAUGCUGGCACAGGCAUUAACUCCGAAGGUUGGUUCUUUGGGCGCCCCAUUCUGCUCGCCUUCUGUCGAGUCUGUCGGCAUCACUUGGGAUCGCUGGUCUUUGGCUCCUGUAUCAUUGCUUUGGCGACUCUUCUGCGCAUCAUCUUUGAAUAUGUGGCUGCCAAGACCAAAGAGCAGCAGGAGUCCAAUCCUGCAUUGAAGGUCCUGUUCUGCAUGUGCCGCUGUAGCCUGUGGUGCCUGGAAAAGUGCUUGUCCUUCAUCACUGAGUACGCAUAUGUCUAUGUCGCUGUGACCGGGAAGUCGUUUUGCUCCUCCGCUCGCUCCUCCUUUGUUUUCUUUGCCAAGUAUCCACUUCAAACUGCGCUGGACAAGAUGGCAUCAACAGCCCUUGGCUACCUUCUAUGCAUCACAGUUCCCGCUGGCUUGGUCGUGGUUGGCUACUUCUGUGGGUUGAAGGAUGCUUGGCCAGUUUGUGCGCUGGUCAUUGCGGGACUGGCCUAUGUCACGACACGUCUUGCCGCUGGCAUCUACGAUGUGUGCAUCACGACCCUCUUUGUAUGCGCUAUGCGUGAUUGUGAGCAUUAUGGCGGGCGAUACAUGAGCAAAAGCCUGCGAAGCGCUUGUGGCUUCCAGGAGCUGGUGCGUGCCAGCUUAGCGCAGGAUGGCAUUGAGUUGCCGGAUGCAAGCUGAAUGAGAGAUGUCAAGUUAAGAUAAGUUAAGAGCUUAGAGAGCUUCUUAAGUUUAGAGUUUAGUUGGAUUUUUUGUGCCUCCUACUGAAACUGGGGGUGUUAUUGCCCCUGAAAGUGGACAUGAACAUUCCAUUGAUUAACAAAUGCACCUCGUCCCCAAGCCAAUAGUAUCAUAGUC